UAAAACGCGGUCCAUAAUUUCUGGUUUGAAAGAGUAAACUGCUCCGUCCUUCCAUUUUGUUUACGUAAUCUUCGAUAUUAGUGGGAUAUUAACUUAAUCCUAUAUGGAAAGGUCUUAAAAGUGGUUGAAUGCAUGAAAGCCCGGGAAGAAGAAAUUUUGGGAAAGCAAAACUACAACAACUAACCACUAUUGUUGAAGCUUUCAGCAACCAAACCCCAAAAGGCAGACGACAAAUUCAUUGAGAUCUCCUUCCAACUGAUGCCAACCAUCCACAAAAUUCCAACAACAGUUUCAGUUUCUUUCCCUUCUCUUCAUUUCUGACAAAUUAAAACAAGAAACACCCUCCAUGGCCGGCGCUUUACAUCUAAUCAUUAUCCGGCCAUGGCUUCUUCUUCUUCUGUUUUGUAUUCUCAGUGGUAAUUUUUUUCAUACUUGCUACGGUCAAUCACAAAACAUUGAGACUUUCUUUCCUUUUCCAUUAACUCCAACCCCGGCGCCGGCUCCGGUUAUUCCGAUCUCCCCUUAUUUACCUCCAGUAGAGUCCCCUCCACCGGAGCCGCAACAGCCUCUGCCGCUGCCGCUGCCGGAAAAGAAGUCUAAUGACAACAGCAACAUUGCAAAGGCGGCAGCGGCAACCGCAGCCAGCACUCUGGUGGUGUGUGCGGUGGUCUUCUUUUUUGUGCAACGGUGCAUUGUUGCUAAGCGGAGGAGGAAGAUCAGCGGCGGUGUUAUUGGUGCUGGGGCUAAUAACAAUUCCGGCUCACGAGGAAGCCGUCGUGGUCAACCGGCUGCGGUCAGUGGCAAUGAGUUUGAAAGGUAUGAUGGGAAUCUCAAGGGGUUUAUUGUGGACGAGGAUGGUCUUGAUGUGCUGUAUUGGAGAAAACUCGAGGCCAAAAACUCGAAAAAGAAGAGUUUCAAGAAGGAGGCGUUGCGAAAUCGCAAUAUUGGAGACGAAAUUGAUGAGUAUGAUGAUGGAAAUGGAGAAGGGACUAGCAGAGAGAAUGAGCUUCCUCUGUUUCGAGGCAGGUCUUCGACGUCUGACAUUGAUUUAGUGCCGGAAGGAAAUGAUCGGGUUCGGAUUGGAAGUAUUAGUAGAAUGAUGGCUGCUAGUAAGGGUGUUGAGAUUAAUCCAGAGCCAGUGGUGGAGCUGUCGCUUCAGUCUUCGGGUUCCUCGCCUCCACCUCAUUCUCCACCACCAACACCACCUCCUCUGCCAAUGAAAGCCCCUGCAGUGCCACUACCGCCGCCUCCUCCACCAGUUCCGGCUAUGAAGGGCCCGGGACUGCCGCCUCCUCCACCACCAAAGCCUAAGUCAAGAAGUUUGAACGCCUUAUCAAAACCAGAGCCAAAGGGGGUGAAGCUGAAGCCACUACAUUGGGACAAGGUGAACACUAAUCAUGAGCAUUCCAUGGUGUGGGACAAAAUUGAUAAGGGUUCGUUCAGAUUUGAUGGAGACCUUAUGGAAGCUCUUUUUGGAACUGUUGCCACUAAUCGGAAAUCUCCUGAAAGAGGCACUGGUUCAUCGUCACAAAUUUGCAUCUUAGAUGAGAGGAAGUCUCAGAACUUUGCAAUUGUUAUAAAAUCAUUGACCAUUUCUAUCGAAGAUAUUCUUGAUGUGCUAAAUGAGGGCAGAGGUUUAAGUGCUGAAAAUCUCGAAAAGCUUGCUAGGAUUGCCCCAACUGAAGAGGAAAUAGCCCAAAUUCUUGCGUACAAUGAAGACCCUACAAGGCUUGCUGAUGCUGAAUGCUUCCUCUACCACAUUUUGAAAGCUGUUCCAUCGGCUUUUACUCGACUCAAUGCCAUGCAUUUCAGACACUACUAUGACCAAGAGAUUGUCCAACUCAAAGAGUCUUUACAGACAAUUGAAUUGGGAUGCAAGGAACUUCGAACUAGAGGACUGUUUAUGAAGCUGCUAGAAGCGAUUCUCAAGGCUGGAAACCGAAUGAAUGCAGGAACUUCGAGAGGGAAUGCGCAAGCUUUCAAGCUCAGCUCUCUUCGAAAACUAUCUGAUGUUCGAAGUAGUGAUGGGAAGACUACUCUUCUUCAUUUUGUUGUGGAAGAAGUGGUGCGGUCUGAGGGAAAACGGGGUGUUUUGAACAGGAACCAUAGCUUGAGCCGCAGCGGCAGCGGCAGCCAGAGCAGUAACGGCAACAUGAGCUCUGAGCAGAAUGUAAAAUCGAAAGAGGAUAGAGAGAAGGAGUAUAUGAUGUUAGGAUUGCCAGUGGUUGGAGGCAUCAGUUCUGAGUUUUCAAAUGUGAAGAAGGCAGCAACUAUAGACUAUGACGGCUUUGGAAUCACUUGCUCGGCUCUCACUAAACGAGCUGCGGAAACUAGAGAACUAGUACUCCAAUGUGAGAAGGAUGGUGGUGGAAGAUUUGUUUUUGAGAUGAACGAUUUUCUUGAAGAUGCCGAAGAAGAGUUAAAGGCGAUGGCAAAAGAGCAGAGUAGGGUGAUGGAAUUUGUGAAGACCACUACGGAAUAUUACCAAGGAGGAGCUUCAAAGGAAAAGGGGUCACACCCAUUUCAACUAUUUGUUGUGGUUAAGGAUUUUCUAGGCAUGGUUGAUCAAGCAUGCGUGGAAAUAUCUCGAAAUGUGCAGAGGAGGAAGGCAGUGACGGCAAGUUCAGGAACAUCAACGUCACCAGACUCACCGCCAUCAAGGAACCCUGUAAAGUUUCCAGUCUUACCUAAAAAUUUCAUGUCAGGAGCCUCUAGAAGUAAUUCUAGUGGAUCAGAUAAUGAUGUCUGAAUUGGUUUUCAUUCAAUGUAUAGAUUACAGAAAGUAGGAUUACAAUCAGAAAUGUAGCCGAGUGGUUUCUGAUAUUUUUUCUUCAUAUAAUUCUUUGGUCUGAAAUUUAUUAGAAUAUUGUGUACA
Rosa rugosa (rugosa rose) is the source of this 2875-nucleotide messenger RNA. RefSeq names its product formin-like protein 8. Gene Ontology annotation, biological process: actin cytoskeleton organization; actin nucleation. The transcript has 2 exons. The record is from RefSeq and is a predicted model, not a curated record. Lineage: Eukaryota; Viridiplantae; Streptophyta; Magnoliopsida; Rosales; Rosaceae. The coding region runs from base 347 to 2749 and encodes 800 amino acids. Gene Ontology annotation, molecular function: actin filament binding.